AUGUCUGAGAAGCUUAGUUGCCACUACUGCAAGGACUCCCUGCACGGGAAGAAGUACGUGGAGAAGGAUGGCAGCCACUGCUGCCUGUGCUGCUAUGACAAGUACUGCGCCAACACCUGCACCGAAUGCCGCCAGACCAUCGGUGCAGACGCCAAGGAGGUCCACUAUAAGGAAGGCUUCUGGCAUGACUACUGCUUCCGCUGCACCCAUUGCCAGCGCCCCUUGGCCACCGAGACCUUUGUGGCCAAAGAGAACAAGAUCCUGUGCAAAGAGUGCAACAUGAUUGAGAGCGCCCUCAUAUGCAAGGGCUGCUCAAAGCCCAUUCUGGCAGGCGAACAGAACGUAGAGUACAAGGGGACCGUAUGGCACCAAGACUGCUUCACCUGCAGCGACUGCAAGCAAGUCAUCGGGACGGGAAGCUUCUACCCUAAAGAGGAGGAAUUCUACUGCAUGACUUGUUAUGAGGCUAAAUUUGCCAAGCGCUGCGUAAAGUGCGACAAGGCCAUCAUCUCUGGAGGAAUCACGUACCAGGACCAGCCUUGGCAUGCCGACUGCUUUGUGUGUGUCACCUGCUCAAGAAAGCUGGCCGGGCAGCGUUUCACGGCUGUGGAGGACCAGUACUACUGCGUGGAUUGCUACAAGAACUAUGUGGCUAAGAAGUGUGCUGGGUGCAAGAACCCCAUCACUGGGUUCGGCAAGGGCUCCAGUGUAGUGACCUAUGAAGGACAAUCCUGGCAUGACUACUGCUUCCACUGCAAAAAGUGCGCCAUGAACCUGGCCAGCAAGCGCUUUGUUUUCCAUCAGGAGCAAGUGUUUUGCCCUGACUGCGCCAAAAAGCUGUAA
Messenger RNA from Pipistrellus nathusii (Nathusius's pipistrelle), 843 nucleotides. The record is from the annotation of a GenBank genome assembly. NCBI's taxonomy places the organism in Eukaryota, Metazoa, Chordata, Mammalia, Chiroptera, Vespertilionidae.